CUCAACUCAUCCAUGCAUGCCUAUACACAGACUACUACACACAGACAAAUAACAUACAUAAAUAUAUAAUAUUAUUAAAAAAAAAAAAUAUAUUUCUUGGCUAUUGAGAGAAAAAUCAUGGAAGAGAACUCGAAGAAUUUCGAUUUUUCUCCGAAAACCAUUUCAGACAUUCUCAAGAAAGCUCCACUCGUUUCGUAUUGUUUUCCCGACCGAUCGUCUGAGCUGGAAUUUCUCGUGCGCUCGUUAGAAGACGAGAUGAGAAAAGUCGAUGCUUUCAAACGCGAGCUUCCUUUGUGCAUGCAGCUUUUGAAAGAUGGAAUCAAGAGACUGAAGGAAGAGAAAUUGAUGGAGGAAGAAUCCACACCUUUGAAGAGUAAUAAUAAUUCGGAGGGAGAGGAAAGGGCAAAAACGUCAAUCGACUUCGUCGAGAAGAGGACAUGGAUGAGCUCCGUCCAGCUGUGGACCCCACCACCGCCCAUCCACUGCGCGAACAGCGGGUUUAUCAACAGCAGGGGAGGGUCAGGGGCAUUUUCGCCAUUUAAGAAGUCGGAGGCCAAGAUUGAAGAAGAUCGCGGCUCGUUUGGGACCCAACUGCACGAACAGCACAAACAGCAACUGCAGAGGAAACAGAGGCGCUGCUGGUCACCCGAGCUGCACAGGCUCUUUGUGGAUGCGCUGCAAAAUCUCGGUGGGGCCGAGGUGGCUACACCGAAGCAAAUUCGCGAGCAUAUGAAAGUGGAAGGCCUUACAAAUGAUGAAGUGAAAAGCCAUUUGCAGAAAUACAGGAUUCAUGUUAGAAGGUUUUCGAAUGCAUCGUCUACGGAACGGCCGGUUUGUGAUGAGAUGGAUAGCCAUGCCUGA
Striga asiatica is the source of this 861-nucleotide messenger RNA. NCBI's taxonomy places the organism in Eukaryota, Viridiplantae, Streptophyta, Magnoliopsida, Lamiales, Orobanchaceae. The record is from the annotation of a GenBank genome assembly.